AAAGAAAGUAAAAGAGCAUCAUAAUACAAGUAAAUUAUUUCAAUGAGAUAAUGUAAAAUAUGUAUAUAUUAUAUUGAUAUUAAAAAUAUAUAUACAAAAGCACAACAUGACGUUUAUUGAGUUUUACUGUUUAUUAUAUUUUACAUUGAUAAGGGAGAGGAAUUUGAAAUUGUUAUUAAUAUUUGUAAUAGUUGUUAAAUAUUACCGCCUCUGUUAGCAUUACCCAGGGAGCACCGCGAAUACAUUCCCCAAAAAAUGUAUUGAACAUAAUAAUCAAUUAUUAUGUAGAAUGAAAAAUAUAUACAUAGUGAGGGAUCUUUACCAAUCCCUCAAACUAAAUAAAACAAUAAUCAUCCUUCAGAUGAGUCUUAAGGUGACGAUGAUAACGGAAGCCACGAUGGCAACGUUCGCAGCUAUAUGGCAUUCUGGCGUUAUGGCAAUUAAUAUGGUUUUUCAAGCUACGAUGGUUAGCGUAGCUUUUGUCGCAUUCCUGACAAACAUGAACCUUCUUGCUCGGCUCUGCCGCGUGCCUCCUCGCAGCGAAGUCGAAGGGGGUGGGGUUCGCCCCCCCAACAUCCUCCUUGGAGGUGUGCAAAAAUACACGAAGGCCUCUCCAAGUUUCUUUGUUCUUCAAUAAUUGCUCGUGGCAAUUCAUCACCUUCGUCAACAAUUGAAGA
Messenger RNA from Nezara viridula (southern green stink bug), 677 nucleotides. The record is from the annotation of a GenBank genome assembly. Lineage: Eukaryota; Metazoa; Arthropoda; Insecta; Hemiptera; Pentatomidae.